Molecule: messenger RNA, 1011 nt
Organism: Caenorhabditis elegans
Lineage: Eukaryota; Metazoa; Nematoda; Chromadorea; Rhabditida; Rhabditidae
Source: the annotation of a RefSeq genome assembly
AUGUUUGAUAGCCUAAACGAUGAUCCUCCAAUCUGGCUAAUUACGAUUGGAUGGAUGAUGAUUCUGAUUUUUAUCUUUUCAAUCAGUUCUUAUUUGUUCGUAUUCCCUAUUUAUUUAUAGGUCUAUAAAGUGAACCGAAAACGUGAUCAACGGAACGUCCUAUUUCCGACAAUCAAUCAUUUUUUCAAUAUGGUGCAGACUGUGUACAUCUUUUCUGCAAUUUCACUGAUCUCUCUCAUUCUUGGGUUCUCACUUGGAUUGGGCUUGAAUUCUUCAUCAGAGUGGUCCUACUACUUCACAAUGUUCAAUUUAACAAUAUUUUGGUCACUUUCAAUUAUCAUUCAGGUAUUUUACAUAUUGAUUAUUCUACUGGCUAUUGAGAAAUUUACCAUUUAUUUUUUCCCAUCUACUGAGAAAUUUGUGAUGUCAGCGCAAAAGUAUCAGAUAAAACAUGUCAGAUAUAUGUAUUUAGUGAUAUUCAUUGUUCAGUCAAUUCUGACAUUGAAUGCGUUCGGAGUUCGAUUUUGGAACAUAAAUGAAAUUAAGAUACGAUCGAUAAUAUACAUAAGCUUUAAUAUCAUAUUCAUACUCUCGGCCUUGCUAUACGUUCCCAUAAUGUUCAGCGUUAGAAAGUUUUCCAACCUUCCGUCGGUUCAACAGAACAAACCGCAACUAUACAUUUUCUGGCAGACCAUCAACAUUUUGAUUUUUAAAUUUACGUUUAUUGCUGCAUUUAUUGCAUGCCUGUUCGCGCAGCAAGCGUUUGAGGAAUUAGUUGUUCUUAUGAUGUUUUUGGAUAUUGUUGUUAUUCCACAAAUUGUUCAAAUAUCAUAUAUCAGUUGUAACAAGCGAAAUAUGGAUACUUUGUUGAAGUCGUUCAGUUGCAUUAAAUUUACUAGAAUUGUGUUUAAUAGACAAAAGACAACGUCCAUUGCGCCACAGGAUUGGAGACUCAAUUCUAAUAAUUCUAAAUCUGCAAAUUAUAUAGUUUACAUUGAAAAAAAUUUAUAA